This is a messenger RNA of Stereum hirsutum FP-91666 SS1, 1536 nucleotides long. RefSeq lists its product as uncharacterized. Gene Ontology annotation, cellular component: cytoplasm; nucleus. Gene Ontology annotation, molecular function: protein arginine N5-methyltransferase activity. The transcript is spliced from 8 exons. Lineage: Eukaryota; Fungi; Basidiomycota; Agaricomycetes; Russulales; Stereaceae. Gene Ontology annotation, biological process: peptidyl-arginine methylation. The record is from RefSeq and is a predicted model, not a curated record. The coding region runs from base 1 to 1536 and encodes 511 amino acids.
AUGGCCACAAUCCCAGCAGCAUGGACCACACGUACAAUUGAACCUAUCGAGUAUGAUGCGCCUUCUGAAGACGACCCGCCUACAAUGUACAUCCCUGAGAAGGUGGGCUGGGAGAAGUAUAAAAGACCGUACAAAGCGCGUCCCAGGAGGGAAGAGGAGUCGUGGCUCGAGUACGCCGACGCGCUCGAACGGGAUUUUGAAGAUUACGAGAUCCUCCGCCAACUAUGCGACCCAGCACGCCGUCUCCUGAAGUCCAUCGUCAGCGGAGCACCCGUAGAUGUUCUCGACGACCUCUUCAACGAAGGUGCUUUACUAUACGAGAGAGAACCAUUUACCGGGAACUCCGCGAUACACGAGGCUUUGUAUCACGAUAAUAUAGUUGCGUUGAGAUGGUUGCUCGAAAAGGGGUUGCCGUGGUGGAUGGAGGAUAUACGACACAAAUGUGCGAUUGAGUAUCACAGGGGUUCAAGGUGCUGGGAAUCGUUGAUGAGAUGGGCUAUUGAAUAUGACUAUGCGCGGCUCAGCAGGGCUUUUGUUGAUGACACAAAUAAAUAUCAGAGUCAUCCGAUCGACAUCAUACCGAAGAAGAAUAAUGUCGAUUUUUUGGAAUCGCCUUGCGAAUAUACCACUCAAGAUGAUGGAGUCUCGAAAGAUUUCGUCAUGCGUACAAAGACGGGGAAGGACCGUGUGAUGAUGCUUUGGGAGCGUCCAAUCAUGGAACGAACUGCAAAGGCCUUAAUGGAUGGUCAGGAUGUAGGAAAAUCUGUCCUUAACAUUGGAUUUGGAAUUGGCCUGAUCGAUACUCAAUUUCAAACUUAUUCCCCCGCAAACCACACCAUCAUCGAAGCCCACCCCGAUGCCGUCGCUUACUUCAACAAAAUCAAGUUUGCAUCCCCAGCUUCUCAUCCACCGAAUAAGUGUAACGUAGAUCAAGACGGUACCGUGUCUAAAAUCCGUCUCAUAGAAGGCACUUGGCGCUCCGUACUCUCCGAUCCAGCCAAGCGUGCGGAGCUCGGAAUGUUCGACGCCAUUUACUUUGAUACGUUUCAGGAGAGUUAUAGGGAAUUUUUAGAGUUUUUCAGGUAUGUUCCUGGGUUGAUGAAGGGGCCGGGGUCGAGGAUGAGUUUCUUCCACGGGCAUGGGAGGGGCGGUGAAAUGCUGUACCAGGUGUAUAAGGAGACAUUGACAAUGCACUUGAACGAUAUUGGUCUACAUACGACUUGGAUAGACGCGCCCAAGAUCGAGCAAACAAGGUGGACCACAGAGAGUUAUAGCACGGGAGAAGAGAUGGUAGUAUUCUCUAUUCCUGUCUACCCUCAUAUCACCCACGACACUUUCUUAGCUUUUACCCCUACUUCGAAUAUUGACGCACCGACCAUCCCUCUAACCCCGACAGCUCGCUUGAACUUUUUCAGCGGGCACCCUUGUAGUCCAGAUGGUACUGAGGCUAAAAAGGCCAUAGAAGAGCAACCCGAGGGAUCUGCAAAUCCCAGCGCGGGCUCGGUGGCUAGUCCUGCUAGCGAAGAGGCGGGGUGA